Arabis nemorensis is the source of this 1011-nucleotide messenger RNA. The record is from the annotation of a GenBank genome assembly. Lineage: Eukaryota; Viridiplantae; Streptophyta; Magnoliopsida; Brassicales; Brassicaceae.
AUGUUGGAGGGAGCAAAAUGUGUGUGGUCAACGACCUUGAGUACCUCCCUCCACUGGGAGGCUUACACUCUGAAAUCGUUGCCUUCUCACUUCCAGACUGACUAUCUAGUUGAACUCAACCUCCCUGAUAGUUCAGUUGAAACACUAUGGAGCGGAACUCAGGACCUACGGAAACUAAGGCACUUGAACCUUAACAGAUGCAGGCAACUGGCUGAAAUUCCAGACCUUUCUAAGGCAAAGAGUCUUGAGACUUUAUGUCUUUGUGACUGCGAAAGCUUGGUCGAGCUCCAUUCUUCUCUGUGGCAUCUUAAUGACCUAGUUAAGCUGUCCAUGCGAAAUUGCACAAAACUUAAGAAUCUCCCGCGUAACAUCUCCUUGAAGUCCCUCAAAACUCUUUCUCUAGACGGAUGCACAAGUAUAGCAGAGUUUCCAUUUGUUUCUGACAAUGUUGAAGAGUUGGGACUGAGCUGGACAGCAAUUGAAGUAGUCCCACCAUCGAUCGAGUGUCUAUCAAAGCUCAGAGAUCUGCGGUUGUCACAAUGCAAGAGACUGAAGAAUCUCCCAGACACCCUUGGAGGUUUGAAGUCACUCAGACAUCUCUGGCUCGGCAACUCUCCUAAUGUCACAAUAUUUCCAGUGCUUGGAAAUGGAAUAGAAACACUGGCCUUGAAUGGAACAGCGAUAGAAGAAGUGCCUUCAACGAUUGGUGAUAAGCUGAGUCUCGUCUUUCUUGACAUGUCAGAGUGCCAGAGGCUCCAAAACUUCCCUCCCGGGUUGAGCAACCUAAAAAACCUGAAGUUUCUUUAUCUUCGUGGAUGCACUAACAUCACUGAGCUCCCACAGAUUGCAGGGGAGAUGAGAAAAUUGGAUUUAUAUGGGACGUCAAUAAAGAAAUAUGGCUUUCUCUCUGAAGAUGAAGCGCUUGUGAUGCGUAAUCGUGAUAUGGACUUCUUGAAGGGAUUUCUCACUCGGUAUGUCCGAAAUUACAAGAAAAAUCGGAACUCUAGAUAA